Musa acuminata subsp. malaccensis (wild Malaysian banana) is the source of this 1021-nucleotide messenger RNA. RefSeq lists its product as uncharacterized. Lineage: Eukaryota; Viridiplantae; Streptophyta; Magnoliopsida; Zingiberales; Musaceae. Gene Ontology annotation, molecular function: nucleic acid binding. The record is from RefSeq and is a predicted model, not a curated record.
GGUUAUAGGGGGAGGAAUCGGGGCGGAGAGAGAGAGAGGGGCAUCAGUUCGAAGCGGAAGAAAUAUGGCGGCUUCGAAGCUGUUCUUCCUCAAGAGCGCCCUGAGAUCCAGGAUUUCGCCUCAGAACCAUCCCCUCAUUCGAAUGGUUCAGCUGAGACGCCUUUCCACCGAGGGCGAAAAGCCGCAGGAUGCUUCGGAGGAUCCAUUCCUUCGGUCUUCCGAGGAAGGUUUGGUCUUUGGUAAACUGACAGGCACCGGGAGAAAUGCACUGAAGACUGAUGUUAUCCAUUUCUUUGAGGGAUGUAAUUUGUCAACUACUGAUAUAAAAGUUGAGUACAACAAGGCAUAUAAUCCACUCGGCAUGUUGUUGCAGUUCUCUUCCCGAUCUUCAUUUGACAUGGCAGUGAGGCAAACUGUUAGAAAAGGCCGCCUGUACAAGUUAGAGAAAGUGGAUCGCUCCCAUUGGGACUUUACAACCUCAUAUGAUGGGAAAGCAGUUCUGCUACAAGGUAUUCCUCGUAAUGCCCUUCAAGAAGACAUAGAGCGCUUUUUGAAUGGUUGCAACUUUGAUCCUUCGAGAUUUCAGACCUUUGUCAGGCAAGGUUUCCCAGAUCCUAUAAGGGUUUCACUUGUCCACUUCCCUACGCGAAUUGAUGCAAUGAACGCCAUCUGUUGGAAAAACAGGAGUUUCUGUCUCAACAAUCCUAUCACGAUGCGAGUUCUCCAAUAGAUGGAUGUGCUCUUUCCAUUAGAACGACAUGGUAUGGAUUGGUUGGUGUGAUGAGCUUAUCUUUGCUGAGGUACAGAAUCUUUGUUGCAUUUAGCUGGUUGGUUCACUCAAUCUGCUACGUAUUUGCAGUGACCUACACACUAGGACAACCAAAGGCUACAAAGCUUUGGAUCUGAUUUCAGUACUCCUAAUUGCAUCAUUACAUAUUUCAGAUUCCAAAAGCUACUGAUUUAUAUGCUACAAGUUCAUGAAUAAUAGUCUUUUCGAAUUGCUUGACAAGAAGGUUAAACC